UACAUUGUCGUCGACGGUCGACGAUUUCACAGCUCCUGACGGCCCUGUUCAUAUCCCUCUAUUUAAUAAUAGCACACAGAACUGCAACAGCACAGCCAUGUCUCUUUGGAACAAGUUACGACCGAUGAUAUCCUCAGGAAGCUCUUCCGGUAUGGCCAAAGUUGGAUUUGCCUUGGCAACGGCGUUUGCCCUUGGCACUGCCUCCACCGUAGCCUUUCCAUCGCCAUCUGCCACUACGGGAAGAAAAGAGGAAGCGCGCCGUUGGAAUGGGCCCGUGUAUGCACCGCUGACAGCUAGUAGAGUAUACUGCGAGGCAGCGGCGCAUCAAAAGAAUGGCGAAAGCUUGGCGAGCCCGUCGUCGGUGCUGUCAGAAGAACUCAAUGCUUCCAACGAAUACGAGCUAAUGAAUCCUCCCUCCCGAAUGGAUUUGAACAGCCACGCCGUGGGUCAACUGCUACAACCAGGCAAAAUUGAACGAUAUGAGAUCUAUAAGAAGAAGAAUGCAGCACCCUCCAUGGACGCCAAGGAUCUUCAUGUUGUAACUGCAUUGGUAGACUUUGGAGACUCACUUGACGGGCACCCCAAGGUUGUCCAUGGAGGGAUCUUGGCUUUGGUUUUGGAUGAUGUUUUUGGCUUUUCGUUUGGAGCCCUUGGUGUCCGCUAUGCAGUGACAGCGAAUCUGAAUCUAAAUUUCAGAGCACCCACUCCGGCAGGAACCAGUGUCAAGAUUCAAGUAGAGUUGGAGCGAAGAGAAAACCGCAAGCUAUACUUUAAGGGUGAAGUCACCUCGUUGGAUGGCAGUGUGAUCUAUGCCGAGUCGACUUGUCUGUACAUCAUUCCGAGGUCAGUUUGGGAAAAGAUGAACAACGGGGAGAGCUGAGGCAUGGUUGCCAUUUAACAUAGAUAAUAGAGCAUAUCUGCUUCUCCGUAAGCAAUCUAGCGGUUGCCAGAUCUAGGAUACCGUUUACCUCCCU
This is a messenger RNA of Seminavis robusta, 974 nucleotides long. The record is from the annotation of a GenBank genome assembly. Lineage: Eukaryota; Bacillariophyta; Bacillariophyceae; Naviculales; Naviculaceae.